UCACUUCAAGAAACAACGAUAACCACAUUUUUCGAGAAUAGUAAAUCAGAAAAAAAAUUUAAUAAUCAAAACCAGGGUUUUCUCAAUCUAUAGGUUUGUGAAAUCUACAUAUGCGAAAACGGUUUCACCCUUAGAUAGGUUAAUUUCUUGAAAAUUUAAUCCCAAUAUCUCACAGUUCUAAAUUAGAGAAAAAGAGAUUUAGGGUUUCGAAUCGAUCUCCAAUUCGCCGCCGAUCAAGAAUUUUCUGAUCGGUGAUAAUAUUUUCGCUCUUAACUAUUAAUCGAAAUUGCAAGAAUUCGUUAGACGCACUUAGGGUUUGGUUACGAUGAACGAUCAAUCGAAGAUGAUGAUGAAUUUGAACCAGAUGAACCAGCCUCAGAUGAUGAAUCAAGUUCCGAUGAUGAAUCAGCCUCAGGUAAUUAACCAGUCUCAGACUCAGUUACUUUCUCACACACACAAUCAAGGAAUGAAUCAACAACCUCAACCGCAGAUGAAGACAUCUCAGAUUAUGAUGAAUCAGAAUCAGCCUCAGAUGAUGAAUCGUGGUUAUAAUAAGGUUUGGUCUCAACAGCUUCCUCUGGACCCUAACAUGAAGUUUCAGAACCCUAAUAUGAAACCUAAUUUCCCUCCUUCGAAACCUGGACGAAGUAAUAAUAACUGGAAGGGAAAGAAGGUUAGUGAUAAGCGCAAAGAUAUUAGGAGAAUGGAAAAACCUAACCAAAGCAUUUCCAUCGGUAUUCCGAACAGCAGUGUCGGUUACCAACCACCAACUCUUCAUGAGUUGCAAUCUCAGAAUCGUUUGAAAGCACGUAAGUUUUAUCCUAAGAAGAAGUUUAAUCCUAGAUUUGCGCCUUAUGCGCCCAGGAAUACGACUUCCUUUAUUAUUCGUGCUAAGAAGUCCGGUGGUAUUGCAUCGCUUGUGUCGCCUUGUCCUGUUACCCCGGCUGUGCUUCCUACCCCUAUAUUGUCUCCUUCGAGGGAGAUGUUGGGGGAUAUGGCGAAGGAAGAGUGGGGUGUUGAUGGAUAUGGGUCAAUGAAGGGUUUGAUUAGGCUUCGAGAUGUUCAUGAUGAUGAAGAUGAAGAGGAUGGUGGUGGUGGGUCUAGUGAGAGUGAUGUAGAGGAACAUGUGGAGGUAGAAAGGAGGCUCGACCAUGAUUUGAGCCGGUUUGAGAUGAUAUAUCCGAAUUAUGGAGGUGGUGAGUAUAACAAUGUGUUGGAGAAUAGGGUAGAUGAUCAGGAUUCCCAUAUAGCACAAUUGGAGGAAGAGAAUUUGACAUUGAGGGAGCGCCUUUUCCUAAUGGAGAGGGAGUUGGGUGAUCUACGGAGGAGGUUACUGUUUCUUGAGAGGCAGAACCAGGUUGUGGAAGACGUCAAUGAGGAAGUGGUGGAGAAUGGGUCUGAUAAUGAAAGCGAUGGGGGAUCAGAUUUACCUGUUAUGGGAAUUGAGAAUAAUGUUGAGAUAGUUGAUUCCAUGCUGGAAAGUGAGAGAAAUGGAGACAUUGAUGCCAGUGCUACUGCUAAGUUAGACAAUGAUGGAGUAUCCGAAGCUGAAGAUGAUGCUUUUAUGGAAGAGUCUGUUCCGAAUGUGGUGGUUGUGAAUCAGGAUGAGAUCAAAGGUAAUGAAAUGGGGGGUGGCUUUGUGUUUAACAAUGAAGUGAAGGAAGAGAACAAUGAGCAGAAGGGUGAAUUAGCAACACAACUGUGUUUGCCAGACGAGGUUUUUGCCAAAGAAAAUGAUGCCGUGGAUACAAAAGAAAGUGGUGAGAAUGAAAUGAUUGAUAGAAAUGAUGAAUCAAAAACCCAUGUAGCAACACAUGAAAGUACAGAUGGCUUAUUGAUUGAGAAGGAUGAAUGUCAGAGUCAGAUAGUUGGAACAAGCUCAGAGACUGUUGGAGAUGAUGAUUUGUCUGUCCCACAUUAGCUGAAGCCAUUCCUCGAGUAGGCUUUGAGGGGAAGGCUAGUGAGCAAAUUCUACUACUUUGUAAUGGAUAUGGUAUUUGCAGCCUCGUAGAUUACUAGUUUACUUUUAUUUUGUCUCUUUUUUCUAUUUGUAUGGUUGGUAAAAUGAAAGAUUAGGUAAGGGUUGCUUUCUCAGUCGCAUCUCUUGGUUUUUGAGAGAGGACCAUAAGGGCCAAGAGCUGAGUUUCCUUCCUUUGUCUUUCUUUUCUUUUCCUUCAGGGGCGGGGCAGGGUUUGGUUGGGUAGGUCUGUAGAAAAAUAGUAGGAAAAGGGCCGUAAGUUUGCAGGUUCGUUUAUGUACAAGGGAUUAAAGUGUAUGUCAAAAUAUUCUACACAGUAGCAUGUAAAGAACCUGUGAAUUUGUAAGGAGAACUAAUGAUUACCAUGUACUUUUUCUACUUUUAGUUAAUUUCAUGAAAUUGGUUUUUUCUUUUUCA
Molecule: messenger RNA, 2395 nt
Organism: Cicer arietinum (chickpea)
Lineage: Eukaryota; Viridiplantae; Streptophyta; Magnoliopsida; Fabales; Fabaceae
Source: RefSeq, a predicted model, not a curated record